This is a messenger RNA of Lasiosphaeria miniovina, 1614 nucleotides long. RefSeq lists its product as uncharacterized. NCBI's taxonomy places the organism in Eukaryota, Fungi, Ascomycota, Sordariomycetes, Sordariales, Lasiosphaeriaceae. The transcript has 2 exons. The record is from RefSeq and is a predicted model, not a curated record. The coding region runs from base 1 to 1614 and encodes 537 amino acids.
AUGGUCGGAUCAGGCCUUGCCCUCUCCCUCCUCAGUCUCGGCACCGAACGGCAGAUAUGGGGCAUCGGGGAAGGAUCGGGCACCUUCACCCCCGGAACCGGCGGCAUCCCGACGUGCUUGACAAACGUCCCUCUCCAUGAACAGCCCCCGUGCAUCCUACCGCCUCUUUCGGGCGGCUUCAUUCCGCCAAAGGAGAAGCGCUCGUUCACGCUUCCACCUGACUACGGCACCAACGCCAAGAAGGUCAUUGAGCAGCUCGAGCUCGAGCUUGAGCAGCUGCAGAACAAGAGGCACAAGUCCGCCCAGGAUAAAGACGAUAUCGAGGCUAUCAAGGGUGCCCUGAAAUAUCUAGCCGGAAUCACCGCCAUUUCCGCCCCUCCGGGAACCGGGUCGACCUUCACUCCUGGCAAACGAUCGUUCUCGCUUCCGCCCGACUAUGCCUCCAAUACAAAGGAGGCGAUCAAGCAACUGGAAGUCACUCUUGUGAAGCUGCAGAACAAGCGGAACAAGACGGCCGAAGACAAGGCGGAUAUCCAGGCAAUCAAGGCCGCGCUGAAGUACCUGGCCGGAAUCACAUCCAUCACUGCUCCUUCCGGAACCGGAUCGACCUUCACCCCCGGGAAGCGCCAGGCAUUUGGCCUCGGCGGCUCUGGUGGUAGCUACUCGUCCAAGUGCCCGAAUCUCGACGGCGCCGAGCUGGCUCUCGAGGCACUGCUCCACAAGUCCAGCCCGUCUGUUCAGGAAAUAUUUGUCAUUCAGAGCCUGAAGCACUUCCUCUACGGAUGCGGUAUCACCAUUGUCAAGUCUCCUGACGGCACUAGCACCACGAUCAAGCCCUCCGACAAGCGGGAUGUUGCUCUCACGGCCGAUUUUGACGUCGCGGGGCUCGAGCAGGCUUAUGGCGCACUCCUCUCGUCUGUAAGCUCCGAGAAGCCUUCAUUCACCACGUGGCUCACCCUGGAGCAAAUCGCCGACAUGCUCGAAAUCUAUGGCGUUUCCGUCGACCAUUUGUCAUUAUUUGAUGCGGGCAAGCGCCAGAUCAGCAUUGGCGGCAAGACAUGCCAGGCAUCGGACGUCAUGGGCCUCAAGGCUGCCCUCGCCGCACUCCUGACGGCCUACGGCGACCCAGCCCACGCCCCUCCCAACGUCUUCCUGGUCGAGCAAAUCAUCGUCACGGCGCUCCAGAUCUGCGGCCAGUCUGUCCAGGGCUGGACGACGCUGACGCCCGGUAAUCCGAUCCCCGGCGGCGCCAUCAUACCCAAUCCCACUAUCCCCGGCGGCGCCAUCACCCCUGACCCCACCACCCCGGGCGGCGCCAUCACCCCGGACCCGUACAACCCCGGAUCCCCCAUCCGCCCCGACCCCUACAACCCAGGCGGCCCCAUGAAGCCCUCGGAUAAGCGCCAGGCACCUAUCAAGGACCCAGCCGCCCUCCUAGCCGCCCUGCACACCCUCGAGGAUAAGUACGGCCGCUACGGCUCCGGUACUAUCCCUGUCCCCAUCUUCCUCAUCAUGGUCAACAUUGUCACCAUCCUGCAGGACAUUCCGGGCGUGGUCGUCCCUGGCUGGCCCAUCCUGGGGCAGGGCUCCGUGGUCUUCGGACCUUCAUCAUAA